Molecule: messenger RNA, 912 nt
Organism: Penicillium macrosclerotiorum
Lineage: Eukaryota; Fungi; Ascomycota; Eurotiomycetes; Eurotiales; Aspergillaceae
Product: Tti2 family protein
Exons: 1
Coding region: 1-912 (303 amino acids)
Cellular component (GO): nucleoplasm; cytosol; centrosome
Source: RefSeq, a predicted model, not a curated record
AUGCUCGCUUUGAUAGACGACAACAAUGUCGCGUUCAAGAGAUUGGGCUGUGAGAUAUUCAGCCAAAUACUGGAGUCUAUUAACAAAAGUGGUUCGGACAUUCUGACCCGGACGAAUCUUACCUCGGUCUUUGAAGAUGCAAUCACACCUUGCCUCCUUUCAUUGCCUACCAUUACGCCGGAAGACAGCUCGCUCAUGUUGUUAGGGGCCGCUUACCCAGCAUUGCUUUCAUUAUAUAAGACCGCAUAUCACAUGCCUACGCCCAAGAAAUCUAAAGAGCUACUCGAAAGGGAAAAGGAAACAUUUUCUUCCAAACUCACCAACAUUCUCCGAUCGAAUCUCAUAUCAUCUUUCCAUCACAUUAGCUCCUCGACACCCGCUGCCAUCUCCACCUCCGCUACCUUUCCCUAUCCUCAACUUUCAACAUACCUCCUAGAAUUGAUCGGUAUAUUCGUUGAGAAUAUUGGCAUCCACACAACGAAGUAUCUCCAAGACCUUGUGCCAGUUCUCUACACCACCCUUUCCAAUCCCUUUGGGGCAGCCCAUCUGCCUCUUCUCCUUGCCGCGGCAUCAACCACAAAGCUUAUUGUCCUGAACGCCCAUCCCCGAAUUUGGAGAUGGCGUGGUGAGAUUCUGGGCGCACUCUGUGCCUGUUGGCUCACUGUUGCUAGUGAGAGGAAGGAAAAAUCGGAGUCAGCGACGAAAUUGGUGGAUUUGAGCCGUGAGCUGCAGAGUGCAGCAUUGGCGCUGAAGCACGCCCUACAAAACCCCGUUGCUGUUCAAAAUGACAAGCCAGAUGCGGACCAAUUGCUAGCAAAGGACAGCUUGGAGCAGGAACUGAAGGCCCUCGUUAAUGCAGACAACGAGUUAGAGGUCCUGCUUUUUGCCAAUGUGAAGUCUGAAAUCGUUUGA